GAUCCUUGAAGAAUCAGCUGACAGAAUGAUUCAGUCAGAAACUGCGCAUCUAUUCACCACUAACUACACAAAGAAACACAGAUAUCAAAUAUGAAGUGGCAAUACAAGGAAGAACACCCCUUUGAGAAGAGGAGAGCGGAGGGCGAGAAGAUUAGAAGGAAAUAUCCAGACAGGGUUCCCGUCAUAGUUGAGAAGAGUCCCAAGGCCAGGAUUGGGGACCUGGACAAGAAGAAGUACCUCGUCCCUUCAGGUUUCAAUUAUUUCCUUCAAGGGAUUGUUAACAUAUAUGAUGAUGAACAAAACACUCCAAUUGAGCAUCAUGAAGAAGAUUUUUUCCUGUACAUAGCCUACUCUGAUGAGAGUGUGUACGGUCAAUAAGCAAGUAUUCUACUGUGUCCCAUGUACACAGGCAUAAACAACUGUACAGUGAACGGUACGGUACAGCUGUGUUAGAUCCCAAAAUGUCUAAAACACUUUGAGGGAUUUUGCAUCCGCUUAAUUGGCAAACCCGGAAUAUUACAGUGUAGUUUACUUGCACCGUGUACUGCAAGUGUUCAGUGUACACACGACAGUACGUAUGCUGGUGUACUGUCUUCAAAUUACAAAAAUUACAGUAUAAACGUUUCCCCCUUGUCUUAGUUUAUUGUAUUUACAAAACUCGAAAUCUUAAUAAAAAAAUACAAAAAUGAGAAAAAUGUGAUAAAAAAAUAUUCCUGUCUUUCUUUUUUUCCGUAGCAUAUUAGAGGCAGGAACUGUUGUGGUUUGAGAAAGAUAUAUAAUUAGUCUGUUAAAUUUUAAAUUCUGACAGUCGCUUCACCAUCUUCUGUGGUACAGUGGUACAGUUGUACAGUUGUACUGAUGUACAAUUGUACAUGAGAAAUGGUGACUGAUGCCUUCAUGAAUCAUUAAGUUGUUUUGUGCUUCGAAAAUAUACAUUGUCAAUUCUUUUGAUUAUUUUCUUCUGAAAUAUACCAAUAAAGCACCAAGAAAUGAU
Molecule: messenger RNA, 994 nt
Organism: Eurytemora carolleeae
Lineage: Eukaryota; Metazoa; Arthropoda; Copepoda; Calanoida; Temoridae
Gene: Atg8a
Product: gamma-aminobutyric acid receptor-associated protein
Exons: 3
Coding region: 91-378 (95 amino acids)
Biological process (GO): cellular response to nitrogen starvation; autophagy of mitochondrion; autophagosome assembly
Cellular component (GO): cytosol; autophagosome membrane; autophagosome
Molecular function (GO): GABA receptor binding; ubiquitin protein ligase binding
Source: RefSeq, a predicted model, not a curated record